AUGGCGAGCCAGGGACAGCAACCGCAACAGCACCAACGGGUCUCAGAAUCCAGCCACCAGCUCAGUUUUAGGGCGAAACUGCGGGGGGUGGAGGAAAGCAUCUUCGAUCUCGUCUGUGCCGGGACUAACAGAAGGAAGUGGUCUGAGUGGCUGCGAACUCCGCUGGAACACGCCGCCGGUGCGGGCAACCUUGAUCUCGUGACGAAGCUCCAGGGAGCCGGGGCGGGCGGGAGUGCUCUCCAUCUGGCGCUUAAAGCAGGCCAGGAUGCACUCGCACGGGGGUUGCUGGAGAUGGGAGCUCCCUCGAAGGAGAAAGAUGACAGUGGUGAUACCCCUCUCCACCUUGCUGCCGCCAACGGCCUUGGCAAUGUCGUGUCCUUGCUGCUUCGUAACGGGGCUGAGGUGGAUGUGCUAGACAGCAAGGGCCGAACGCCAAUUCAUCUCUCAGCACAGCGUGGAUCUCUGCCCGCCGUUCAAGCUCUGCUGGACGCCGGUGGAGACUCGAGCUUUCGGUACGGGAAGGACAAGGCGUUUUCGGCGCUGAGCCUGGCUGCUAGACGUGGGCAUGUUGAGGUCAUGCAAGCGUUGAUUCGGCACGGAGUGGACGUCAAUGCCCCUGACUCGAACGGCUGCACGGCCUUGCACUCGGCUGCGAUGGGGGAUACAGUGGGUGCAAUCAACGCGCUCAUCGAGGCUGGGGCGAAGAUCAACGCCCAGGGUGGCACGUAUGGCAAAAGGUACACACCUCUGCACAUGGCCAGCGAGCGAGGUUCGUCCAAAGCCGCACUAUCCCUGGUGAAGCACGGAGCGGACGUGCAUAGGUCAGGGAAGGUGUGUAGCUUUGGGCGGGAUUGCUCGAACGCUCUUAACCUUGCAGCCCGUAACGGCCACACCGCUAUCGUGAAAACGCUUCUCGCAGCCGGUGCCAACGCCAAUCUUCGCCCAGCAUACUCACACCAUUCAGCGUUGGACUCGGCUUUUAAGGGAGGGCACGCUGAGGUUGUGACGACCUUGAUCCAGCACGGAGCGAUUGUCGACGCUACAGACCCAUGGGGAUGUUCGCCGCUACACAAGGUCAGCGGCGAAUCUAACGUAGCUGUGAUCGAUCAGCUUGUGGCAGCCGGGGCUUCGGUCAAUGGCAUAGCGGACCGGUUCGGUAGGACACCCCUCCAUUGCGCCUGUACGGGCGAUUGCCCUGAAGCCGUCGUGUCGAUGCUGCGGCAUGGGGCUCGUGUCGACGUGAAGGAUGAUGCCGGUGAUACGCCUCUCCAUGCGGCAUCCGCUGCUGGACGCUCCGAAUGGAUUCGCGCACUUAUAGACUACGGGGCUGACAUCGAUUCACUCAACGCGAAAGGCCGCACGCCGCUCGCGUUGACCGCCGAGGGCGGCUGCGUAGGCGCUGCGACAGUCCUGCUGGACGCUGGGGCAGACGUCAACGCUCCCGCCGACUACGCCAAUGGAUCGGCGGCUCUAUCCUUGGCCACCUUGAGCGAUGACGGCGUGGACGCCACCAUGAAAGUCUUGAUUCAGCACGGAGCUGACGUGAACGCGAGGGACACUGAUGGAUUUUCCGCUUUACACCAUGCCGCUUUUCACAACGAGGUUGGCGGUAUCGAUGUUCUCAUCUCUGCCGGGGCCAUUUUCGAGGUACUGGACAACCGCAAGAGAACGCCUCUAGCCGUCGCGUUUCGGUCGGCCCAUGCUCGUUGGGAGGAGGAGGACAACUGUGGUUCUGAGGAGUUUGCAGCCAUGGUCGCCUUGUUGAAGCACGGCGCCGACCCCAACACCCGGAACAUACAAGACGGUUCUACAAAUUCUUUGCUCUACUACUUGGUAGGUUGCGGAUGCCCGAGUUCUGUACUCCGGGAGCAGCUUGCUGCUGGUCCGAACCUGGACGUCCGUGACGACGACUUCGGAUUCACUCCACUGGUGGUCUCUCUAGCCCACCCCGAGUUGUUCUCCGAACUACUGCUGCACGGGGCGGACGUGGAUGUUCAAGCCGGCAACGGUCAGACCGCGUUACACCGGGCGGUGGAAAUUGACAACGGUUUCUGUAUCGAGGCCCUCAUCAGCGCCGGGGCCUCAAUCAAUGUUAAGGACAAGCAGGGCCACACGCCUCUUCAUAAUGCCGCUGCGAGCGGUCGUCGGAACGCCAUGCGGAUGUUGCUAAGGAGCGGUGCGGACAUUGCGUCGGUGGACAACGACGGCUCCUCGGCGUUGCAUCUGGCGGCGAAAUACGACUAUUACAGUUCGGGUGAUUCCGUGAUGGCCACAACCAUGGACCUGCUGCUACGAUGGGGUGCUGACGAGAGUGCGGUCGACUCAACCGGUAUCACCCCCGCAAUCGUGUGGAGAGACAAUGAAUCCAUGGACAAUCUUUCAUGGGAGAAAUGGCAGUCUGUGCGGAAGAUGUUCGAAUGGGCACCAAGCGACAAAGCAUGGCGUCGACGGGGCUGGCUAGUUCUGUGCCGUGCGUUCCCGCACAGGGUGCGGUUGAAAGCGGACAACGUUGGAGCUUGUCCCGGGGCCGGCCGAAGUGUUCGAGCACGGAGCGUUGGUGCUGGGGCGGGGUCUCACAGCAGCAGCGAGCCUCGUGUUGGAGAAGCUGGGGGAGGGUCGGUAGGCCCCCUACCUUGCGAGAAAGUCGGUGUUGCUGGUGGCUUGAGUGCGUUGGUGGCCAAGGUGGUGGGUUUGCACGAGGAUGGCGUGUUCAGGACUAUCAUGGAGUUCGUGUGGUGAAUGUGGCACCCGGCAUAAACGGAAGCUUGGUCACAACGCGCGCGUGCAUGAAGAGC
This is a messenger RNA of Ectocarpus siliculosus, 2795 nucleotides long. NCBI's taxonomy places the organism in Eukaryota, Phaeophyceae, Ectocarpales, Ectocarpaceae. The record is from the annotation of a GenBank genome assembly.